AUGGUUCUUUCACGACAUAAAACUAGAUCUCCUCUAGUAAGUGUGGCGAAAGACAAACCCAGAAGCUGCUCCAUAUCGUGUUUAAAGCUUCCAACUCAAGAAUUCAGUAACUCUCAGGAAAUUCAACAUGAUCUACCUCCUAUACAAUGGAAACAGCUUCAAGGAGAAGAUGCUUCUGGGAUUGUUACUGGAAGUAAUAAUAUUUCAAUAGUAAAAGCAGUGAAGAGAGUGAAGUCGAUUUUGAGAAACAUUAGUGACGGUGAAAUUACGAUAUCGGCUUAUGACACAGCUUGGGUUGCAUUGAUCGACGCUGGAGAUAAAACUCCAGCGUUUCCCUCCGCCCUGAAAUGGAUCGCCGACAACCAACUAUCAGAUGGUUCUUGGGGUGAUGCACAUCUCUUCGCUUAUCAUGAUCGUCUCAUCAACACACUUGCAUGUGUUGUUGCUCUAAGAUCAUGGAACCUCUUUCCUCAUCAAUGCCACAAAGGAAUCAUGUUUUUCCAAGAAAAUAUUGAAAAGCUAGAAGAAGAAGACGAAGUACAUAUGCCAAUUGGAUUCGAAGUAGCAUUUCCUUCGUUACUUGAAAUCGCUCGAGGUAUAAACAUAGAUGUACCGUAUGAAACUCCCGUCUUGAAAGACAUAUACGCCAAGAAAGAGUUAAAGCUAACAAGGAUACCAAAAGAGAUAAUGCACAAGAUACCAACAACAUUGCUGCAUAGUUUGGAAGGCAUGCGUGAUUUAGAUUGGGAAAGGCUUUUGAAACUUCAAUGUCCAGAUGGAUCUUUCCUCUUCUCUCCUUCCUCUACCGCUUUCGCAUUCAUGCAGACCCGAGACAGUAAUUGUCUCAAGUAUUUGCGGAAUGCCGUCAAACGUUUCAAUGGAGGAGUUCCCAAUGUCUUUCCUGUGGAUCUUUUCGAACACAUAUGGAUCGUCGAUAGGCUACAACGGUUAGGGAUAUCGAGAUACUUUGAAGAAGAGGUUAAAGAGUGUCUUGACUAUGUUCACAGAUAUUGGACAUACAAAGGCAUCUGUUGGGCUAGAUGUUCCCAUGUCCAAGACAUCGACGACACUGCCAUGGCUUUUAGGCUCUUACGACUUCAUGGAUACCAAGUUUCAGCGGAUGUAUUCAAGAACUUUGAGAAAGAAGGAGAGUUUUUCUGCUUCGCGGGGCAAUCAAACCAAGCGGUGACCGGUAUGUUUAAUCUAUACCGGGCAUCACAAUUGGCAUUUCCAAGGGAAGAGAUAUUGAAAAACGCCAAAGAAUUCUCUUCCAAGUAUCUGAAACAUAAACAAGAUAAAGACGAGUUGAUUGAUAAAUGGAUUAUAAUGAAAGACUUACCUGGCGAGAUUGGGUAUGCGUUAGAGAUUCCAUGGUACGCAAGCUUGCCUCGAGUGGAGACGAGAUUCUAUAUUGAGCAAUAUGGUGGAGAAAACGACGUCUGGAUUGGAAAAACCCUUUAUAGGAUGCCAUAUGUGAAUAAUAAUGAAUAUCUGGAAUUAGCAAAACAAGACUACAACAAUUGCCAAGCUCUGCAUCAAGUCGAAUGGGACACCUUCCAAAAGUGGUAUGAAGAAAAUAGGUUAAAUGAGUGUGGUGUGUGCAGAAACGAGCUUCUAGAGUGCUUUUACCUAGCGGCUGCGACAAUCUUUGAAGACCAUAGGUCAGAUGAGAGAAUGGCUUGGGCCAAAUCAAGUGUAUUGGUGAAAGCCAUAUCAUCUUCUUUUGGGGAAUCCUCUGAGUCAAGAAGAAGCUUAUUCGAUCAAUUUCAAAAAGAUCGAGGAAGUGAUCAUCAUUUCAAUGACAGGAGCAUGAUAUUAGAGCGACCAGGAUCGAUUCAGGCGAGUCGGCUUGUUGGAGUCUUAAUCGAAACAUUGAAUCAAAUGUCCUUCGACAUUUUCAUGUCUCAUGGGCGUGACGUUAAAAAUCUCAUCUAUCAGUCGUGGGAAGAUUGGCUGGAGAACUGGAAAUUAGAUGGAGGAGAAGGAGAGCUCAUGGUGAAGAUGAUCAUUUUAAUGAAGAAAAAUGACCUAAGUAGCUUCUUCUCUCAUCCUCACUUUGUUCGCCUCUCAGAAAUCAUCAACCAAAUCAAUCUUAUUGCCCAAUAUUUAAAGGCGAGGAGAAACGAUAAGAAGGAGAAGACAAUAAAAAUAAUGGAGAAUGAGAUGGAGCAAAUGGUUGAGUUAGUAUUGUCAGAGACUGGUACCUUCCGUGAUGUCAAAAUCACUUUUCUCGAUAUAGCAAAGGCUUUUUACUAUUCUGCUUCAUGGGGUGAUCAUCUCCAAACUCACAUAGUGAAAGUCUUAUUUCAAAAAGUCGUAUAG
Eruca vesicaria subsp. sativa (arugula) is the source of this 2322-nucleotide messenger RNA. The record is from the annotation of a GenBank genome assembly. Lineage: Eukaryota; Viridiplantae; Streptophyta; Magnoliopsida; Brassicales; Brassicaceae.